Molecule: messenger RNA, 11226 nt
Organism: Corythoichthys intestinalis (scribbled pipefish)
Lineage: Eukaryota; Metazoa; Chordata; Actinopteri; Syngnathiformes; Syngnathidae
Gene: htt
Product: huntingtin
Exons: 67
Coding region: 272-9832 (3186 amino acids)
Cellular component (GO): cytoplasm; nucleus
Source: RefSeq, a predicted model, not a curated record
CCACUUCCUGGUCUGAUUUCUCCGGGUACGCAUAGCUGCACCAAGUAUGGAUCAUCAACUAACAGUCUUUCCUGUUAGGUACAUUAUUGUAACGAGAUAAUAGAUACCUUGGCGUGCAGGUAGAGAUCGGGGAGCCGUGCGGUAGUUGUAGCCAGCUGCGUUGGCAUCACGCUGCUGCACUACGCACCGCUUGCUCUCCGUGCUAACUUGAUAGCUAGUUAGCUUCCAAUAGUAAAUAUUAGCAAUCCAGGCCAGAUUUAUUCCCCAAAAAAUGGCCACCAUGGAAAAACUAAUGAAGGCCUUUGAGUCGCUUAAGUCAUUCCAACAGCAGCAGGGACCACCGACCGCCGAGGAGCUUGUCCAGAAACAGAAAAAGGAUCAGGCCACGACGAAAAAGGACAGAGUCACACACUGCUUGACAAUAUGUGAAAACAUAGUGGCACAGUCUCUCAGAACAUCCCCAGAGUUCCAGAAAUUGCUGGGAAUUGCCAUGGAAAUGUUUCUUCUCUGCAGUGAUGACAGUGAAUCGGAUGUCCGCAUGGUUGCCGAUGAGUGCCUGAACAAAAUAAUCAAAGCACUGAUGGACUCUAAUCUGCCCCGACUGCAGCUGGAGCUAUAUAAAGAAAUUAAAAAGAAUGGUGCCUCUCGGAGUUUAAGAGCAGCUUUGUGGAGGUUUGCUGAGCUCGCUCACCUCAUCAGACCUCAGAAAUGCAGACCGUAUUUGGUCAACCUUUUGCCGUGCCUCACCAGAAUCACCAAGCGGCAGGAGGAGGCUGUGCAGGAAACACUGGCUUCGGCCAUGCCGAAAAUAAUGGCAGCCUUGGGACACUUUGCCAAUGAUGGCGAGAUCAAGGUCCUGUUGAAGUCAUUUGUAGCCAACCUGAAGUCCAACUCACCCACCAUUAGAAGGACAGCUGCCAGCUCUGCUGUUAGUGUGUGCCAACACUCAAGGCGUACCAGUUACUUUUACACAUGGCUCCUUAAUGUGCUGCUAGGUCUCUUGGUUCCGGUUGAUGAGGAUCAUCUUAGCCAUCUCAUCCUCGGGGUGCUUUUGACCCUGCGCUACCUGAUGCCUCUGCUGCAGCAGCAAGUCAACACCACAAGCCUCAAAGGAAGCUUUGGAGUCAUGAAGAAAGAGGCGGAUGUGCAGCCAACACCUGAGCAGCUGCUACAGGUUUACGAGCUGACUUUACACUACACACAGCACUGGGACCACAAUGUAGUGACUGCAUCCCUGGAGCUCCUGCAACAAAUGUUCAGGACUCCACCACCAGACCUUUUGCACAUGCUCAUAACUGUGGGCUCCAUUCCACAUGCUACCGUGUUUCGUCAAGAUUCUGAAAGUCGUGCGCGCUCCGGCAGUAUCCUGGAGUUCAUUGGAGGAGGGUCUUCCUGCAGUCCACUCCUUCUUAGGAAACAGAGAGGAAAAAUGUUGUCAGGGGAGGAAGAUGGUUUGGAAGAUGAUCCUGAAAAGACUGAGGUCACCACCACAGGGGCUUUCGCUGCAUCUGUUGUUGGAGCUGAUGGCUCCUCAGAAGCACAGGUGGACAUCAUCACUGAACAGCCACGCUCCUCCCAACAUACUUUGCAGCCUGGUGACUCUGUGGACUUGAGUGCCUCCUCUGAACAAGGUGAGGGUGGAGGAGGGACAUCUGCCUCAAAUACUCCAGAGACACCCACGGAAAAUGAGGAGGGAAUGCUGAGUCGCAGCUCAAGCGGUGGGGCAAACGUUACACCAGAGACUGCGGACUACACAACACCAGAGAAUGCCACCCCAGAUGGGGGGCCCUUUAAUGAAGGCGGGUCGCUCCUGAGCACUAAUGAUGGCUCGCCUCCACCCAGUGACUCGUCCCAGACGACCACCGAAGGGCCGGAUUCAGCUGUCACCCCUUCAGAUGUUGCAGAGUUGGUUCUAGAUGGCAGUGAGAGUCAAUACUCUGGCAUGCAGAUUGGAACACUACAGGAUGAGGAAGAUGAAGGAACAGCACCUUCAUCCCAAGAUGAACCAUCUUUCCUACCAUCGGCACUGGCUCUGAGCAAACCGCAUCUCUUCGAUGUGAAAGGUCACAAUCGGCAGAGUUCUGACAGCAGCAUUGACCGGUUCAUACCAAAGGAGGAACCCACUGAAAUUGAACCCAAUUGCAAGCCAUCCAGUAUAAAUGGUCCAAUCGGACAUUAUACAGACCAGGGGGCAGAGCCACUGGUGCAUUGUGUCAGGCUUCUUGCUGCGUCAUUCCUGUUGACAGGACGAAAGAACGGUUUGAUCCCAGACAAGGAGGUACGAGUUAGUGUAAAGGCCCUGGCGGUCAGUUGUAUAGGUGCUGCUGGUGCACUGCUACCUGAAGCCUUUUUUAAUUCCCUCUACUUGGAGCCGCUGGACGGCAUCCCAGCUGAAGAGCAGCAGUAUGUCAGUGACAUGCUUGACUUAAUUAGCCAUGGAGACCCACAGAUUAGAGGUGCCACAGCCAUCCUCUGUGCAACCAUUAUUCAAGCUGCACUCACAAAAACACGUUACAACAUACACACUUGGCUGGCCAGUGUGCAGGGCAGAACAGGAAACCCUUUGUCCCUGGUUGACUUGGUGCCUUUACUGAGAAAAACUCUAAAAGAUGAAUCUUCAGUAACCUGCAAAAUGGCUUGCGUUGCUGUCAGGCACUGCAUCGUAACCAUGUGCGGUAGUACCCUUAGUGAGCUAGGCCUGCAGUUGGUAAUCGACCUUCUGGCCCUGACAGACUCCUCCUACUGGCUUGUCCGCACAGAAUUGUUGGAAACCCUCGCUGAGAUGGAUUUUCGGUUAGUGAAUUUUCUAGAAAGAAAGACUGAGACUUUGCACAAGGGCGACCAUCACUACAUUGGGCGUCUUCGGCUGCAGGACCGGGUUUUAAAUAAUGUUGUAAUACGUCUGUUGGGGGAUGAUGACCCCAGAGUCCGUCAUGUAGCAGCUUCUGCAGUCAGCAGACUCGUAUCUAGAUUGUUUUACGACUGUGACCAGGGCCAAACAGACCCUGUUGUCGCAGUUGCCCGAGACCAGAGUUCAGUUUACCUGCAGCUGUUGAUGCAUGAGGCACAACCCCCCUCUCAAUUCACAGUCAGCACUAUCACAAGGACUUAUCGGGGUUUUAACCUAUCCAACACGGUGCCUGAUGUCACAUUGGAAAACAACUUGUCUCGUGUUGUCGCCGCCAUCUCCCAUGCUUUCACCUCAUCAACCUCGAGGGCCCUGACAUUUGGCUGCUGUGAGGCACUAUGUCUUCUGGCUUCAAAUUUUCCAGUGUGCACAUGGAGCACUGGCUGGCACUGUGGCUAUAUCAACUCCACUAGUGCGGUUUCAUCGCGAACCAAUCUCAACCGCAGUAGGGGCAGGGCUUCAAGUCUCUCCCAGCCAAAUAAUACGCCAAACUCAAACACUUCUGCACCUGACGUGGACCGAAGGAACCUAACAGUGGGAAUGGCCAACAUGGUGCUUUCUUUGCUGUCAUCUGCUUGGUUUCCACUAGACCUCUCCGCACACCAGGACGCCUUGUUGCUAGCUGGUAACCUGUUGGCUGCGGUGGCUCCUAAAUGCAUGCGCAACCCCUGGGCUGGAGAGGAAGACGGUGGCAGUGCCAGCUCUUAUCCAAGUGGAGGCCCAAAUAAGAUGGACGAACCCUGGGUAGCAUUGUCGGAGCGCUCCCUGGUGACAAUGGUGGACCAGCUUUUUUCCCACCUUCUGAAGGUUCUCAACAUCUGUGCCCAUGUUCUGGAUGACACUCCCCCGGGACCAGCAGUUAAGGCCACACUGCCCUCCCUGACCAACACACCCUCGCUCAGUCCCAUCCGCAGAAAGGGCAAAGAGAAGGAAGUUACUGAUCCCAAUGCUGUGCCUUUGAGCCCAAAGAAAAGCAAUGAGAAUCCAGGUAGAGCCUCUGACAGUACAAGUGGAACAGCAGUUAGCAAGUCUAACACUCUCGGCAGUUUCUACCAUUUGCCACCCUACCUCAAGCUUCAUGAUGUCCUUAAAGCAACUCAUGCCAACUACAAGGUGACGUUGGACCUUCACACUAGCCAUGAGAAGUUUGGUGGUUUCCUUCGUGCUGCCUUGGAUGUUCUGUCUCAACUGCUUGAGCUGGCCACACUUCAUGACAUCAGCAAGUGUGUGGAGGAAAUGUUAGGGUAUCUCAAGUCCUGCUUCUCCCGGGAACCUACCAUGGCUACAGUUUGUGUUCAGCAGUUGUUAAAAACACUGUUUGGAACCAACUUGGCAUCCCAGUAUGAGGGUGUCCUGAGUGGACCAAGCCGUGCCCAGGGCAAAGUGCUUCGUCUUGGCUCGUCCAGCUUGAGACCAGGGCUGUACCACUACUGCUUCAUGGCACCAUACACCCACUUCACGCAGGCUUUGGCAGAUGCCAGUCUCCGUAACAUGGUGCAGGCUGAGCAAGAGCAGGACACCUCUGGAUGGUUUGAUGUGAUGCAGAAAGCAUCAAACCAGCUUCGGUCUAACAUUGCGAAUGCAACACGCCACAGAAGCGACAAGAAUGCCAUCCACAACCACAUCCGUCUCUUCGAACCACUUGUGAUUAAAGCUUUGAAGCAGUACACAACUAGCACCUCUGUGGCUCUGCAGAGACAAGUGUUGGAUCUUCUUGCCCAACUUGUGCAGCUCAGAGUCAACUACUGCCUGUUGGACUCCGAUCAGGUCUUCAUAGGGUUUGUCUUGAAACAGUUUGAAUAUAUUGAAGUGGGACAGUUUCGAGAAUCAGAGGCCGUCAUACCAAACAUCUUUUUCUUCCUGGUGCUGCUUUCCUAUGAACGCUACCACUCCAAGCAGAUAAUCGGUAUUCCUAAAAUCAUCCAGCUGUGUGAUGGCAUAAUGGCCAGUGGUAGGAAAGCUGUCACACAUGCGAUCCCUGCCUUGCAGCCAAUCGUUCAUGACCUCUUUGUCCUGAGGGGCUCUAACAAGGCUGAUGCAGGCAAAGAGUUGGAUACGCAGAAGGAAGUGGUGGUCUCUAUGCUUCUCAGACUUGUUCAGUACCAUCAGGUUUUGGAGAUGUUCAUCCUAGUUUUGCAACAGUGUCACAAAGAAAAUGAAGACAAGUGGAAGAGGUUGUCAAGACAAAUUGCAGACGUUAUACUUCCUAUGAUUGCCAAGCAGCAGAUGCAUCUGGAUUCUCCUGAGGCGUUAGGUGUUUUGAACACUCUUUUUGAAAGUGUAGCGCCUUCCUCUCUUAGGCCUGUGGAUAUGCUGCUAAAGAGCAUGUUUGUCGUCCCGCAUACCAUGGCAUCAGUGACUACAGUCCAACUGUGGGUCUCUGGUAUUUUGGCGGUGCUCAGGGUACUUGUCUCUCAGUCAACUGAGGAUAUUGUGUUAUCACGAGUCCACGAGCUCUCGCUCUCCCCACAUUUACUUUGCUGCAACACAGUCCGUCGCCUCUAUCAACAGAGUCCAUCUCCAAAUUCUGUUACCCCUUUGGAUGCAAUUGCUAAUGAAGAACGUAAUGGUGAUUCAUCAAAAGUCCUACCUGAGGAAACGUUUGCCAGGUUCCUGCUUCAAAUGGUUGGAGUCCUACUGGAUGAAAUUUCUUCCAAACGGGUGAAAGUGGAUAUUACAGAACAGCAACACACUUUCUAUUGCCAGCAGCUGGGUACGCUGCUCAUGUGUUUAAUACACAUCUUCAAAAGUGGUAUGUUUCGCAGGAUCACAGCUGCUGCGAGUCUCCUCCUACAGGGUGACCAGAAUGACUCAGAGGCUGGCCUUUACUACCAUUUAGAAACCCUGAACAGCAUGGUGCAGGGCUUGAUCACCACCCACCCCUCUUUGGUGCUGCUCUGGUGCCAAGUCCUCCUCCUCAUCAACUACACAAACUACUCAUGGUGGGCUGAGGUUCACCAAACACCAAGGAGACAAAGCCGAUCAUGCACAAAACUGCUCAGCCCUCACUCCUCAGGAGAAGGCGAUGAGGAGAAUUCUGCUUUCGCCAUGAUCAACAAAGAGAUUGUCCGCAGGGGAGCCCUCAUCCUCUUCUGUGAUUAUGUGUGUCAGAACCUCCAUGACUCAGAGCAUCUAACCUGGUUGAUAGUUAACCAUGUCAGUGACCUCAUCAGCCUUUCCCAUGAGCCACCGGUGCAGGAUUUCAUCAGUGCUGUGCACCGAAAUUCAGCUGCCAGCGGUCUCUUCAUCCAAGCUAUUCAAUCCCGUUGUGACAACCUGACCAAUCCUACCAUGUUGAAAAAGACGCUGCAAUGUUUAGAAGGUAUCCACUUGAGCCAGUCUGGUUCCCUGCUGAUGCUGUAUGUGGAUAAGCUGCUCAACACACCCUUCAGGGUUUUGGCCCGCAUGGUGGACACGCUGGCGUGUCGCAGGGUGGAGAUGUUGCUAGCUGAAACGUUGCAGAACAGUAUUGCCCAGCUGCCUGUGGAAGAACUGGACAGAAUCCAGGAAUACCUUCAGAUCAGCAACCUGGCUCAAAGGCAUCAGAGGUUCUACUCCCUGCUGGACAGGUUUCGAGCCACUGUUGCUGAAACUAGUAGCCCAGCCCCUCCAGUGACAUCACACCCCCUGGAUGGGGAUCCACCCCCUGCCCCUGAAAUGGUCAAUGCAGAUAAGGAAUGGUAUGUGACCCUAGUGAAGUCUCAGUGUUGUCUUCGUGGAGAUGUGUCUCUUUUGGAAACAACUGAACUCCUUACCAAGUUGCCUGCCCCUGAUCUUUUCAGCAUUAUUAGAUGCGAAACGUUCAACUUGAGUUUACUGUGCCCAUCCCUGAGCAUGGGUGUUCAACGGCUAACACGGGGUCAGGGGCCGCUCCUGUUAGAAACAGCAUUGCAGGUGACCUUAGAGCAACUUGCUGGGGUCACACAGUCACUUCCUGCACCACACCAGUCCUUUUUGCCAACUUCCAAGCCAAGAUCUUACUGGGCCCAACUCGCUGAUGUGUAUGAUGAGCCAUCUUUCUACCCCAGGGUGCUAGCCCUGUGUAGAGCUGUCUCUCAGUACCUUCUGUGUGUAAACCAACUACCUUCCUCAUUACGUAUUCCCUCUGACAAAGAAGACCUCAUAACUACAUUUGCCUGCACGGCCACUGAGGUUAUUGUCUGGCGUCUGCUCCACGAUCAACUACCCCUGAGCGUGGAUCUGCAGUGGGCCCUGGCUUGUUUGUGCCUGGCCCUGCAACAGACUUGCAUUUGGAAUAGACUGUCCACCACAGCGUACACGACGCACUCAUGUUCCCUCAUCUAUUGCCUACAUCUUAUUAUAAUCGCUGUGGCUGUUAGCCCUGGAGACAAGCUUCUGCUCCCAGAGAAGACGAAAAGGUUAACUAGAGAUGCUGAAGGAGAUGAAUUGGAUUCCAUUCACUCUAAAUAUGAGUGCGAAUGGCAAGCAUGUGAGAUCAUGGCUGAGCUGGUGGAAGGGCUACAGAGCAUUCUUUCCUUAGGUCACCAUCAAAAUAGUGCAAUCCCUGCUUUUCUGACACCAACCUUACGCAACAUUGUAAUCAGUAUUGCUCGAUUGCCACUGGUUAACAGCUUCACGCGAGUUCCUCCACUGGUCUGGAAACUCGGCUGGUCCCCGCAGCCUGCGGGGGAGUUUGGUACAUCAUUGCCUGAGAUCCCUGUGGAUUUUCUGCAGGAAAAAGAUGUCUUCAGAGAGUUCCUGUACCGCAUAAAUAUACUUGGAUGGAGUAGUAGGACUCAAUUUGAGGAGACCUGGGCCACAUUGCUUGGCGUGCUGGUCACACAACCAAUCACAAUGGACCAGGAGGAGGACACACAGCAAGAGGAAGAUUUAGAGCGUACCCAGUUGAAUGUGUUGGCAGUGCAGGCCAUUACCAGCCUGGUCCUGGGUGCAAUGAUGUUACCCACUGCUGGCAAUCCUGCUGUCAGCUGCCUGGAGCAACAGCCUCGUAACAAGAGCCUCAAGGCCUUGGAGACACGAUUUGGAAGGAAAUUGGCAGUCAUUCGUGGUGAGGUAGAGAGAGAAAUACAGGCUCUUGUUUCCAAGAGAGACAACAUUCACACACACCAUCCGUACCAUGCCUGGGACCCUGUGCCUUCUUUGUCCGCGGCCUCAUCAGCAGGGAUGUUGAUAAGUCAUGAAAAGUUGCUGCUUCAGAUCAACACAGAGCGUGAGAUGGGAAACAUGGAUUAUAAAUUAGGACAGGUGUCCAUCCAUUCAGUGUGGUUAGGAAAUAACAUCACCCCAUUGCGUGAGGAAGAAUGGGGUGAGGAUGAGGAAGACGAAGCAGACACACCAGCACCCACUUCUCCACCUUUAUCACCAAUUAACUCUCGAAAACAUCGUGCAGGUGUGGACAUUCACUCAUGUUCCCAGUUUCUCCUGGAGCUCUACAGCCAGUGGCUUAUUCCAAGCUCUUCAAAUAACCGGAAGACUCCAACCAUACUUAUCAGUGAAGUGGUCCGAUCGCUGCUGGCAGUGUCAGACCUAUUCACAGAGAGAAACCAGUUUGACAUGAUGUUCUCCACCCUGAUGGAACUGCAGAAGCUUCACCCACCAGAGGAUGAGAUCCUUAAUCAGUACUUGGUGCCUGCUAUCUGCAAAGCGGCUGCUGUGUUGGGCAUGGACAAAGCGAUCGCAGAACCAGUUUGUCGCUUGUUAGAAACAACCCUGCGCAGCACACACCUGCCCAGUCGCAUGGGUGCUCUUCAUGGGGUGCUCUAUGUCCUGGAGUGUGACCUUCUAGACGAUACAGCGAAGCAGCUGAUCCCAUCCAUCUCAGAGUACCUGCUGUCCAACCUAAGGGCUAUUGCUCAUUUUGUUAACCUCCAUAACCAGCAGCAUGUCCUCGUGAUGUGUGCUGUGGCUUUCUACAUGAUGGAGAACUACCCUCUUGAUGUUGGAUCUGAGUUCAUGGCUGCAGUCAUUCAGGUGUGCGGUGUGAUGGUGUCAGCCAGCGAGGACUCCACGCCCUCGGUAAUCUAUCAUUGUGUGCUCCGGGGUCUGGAACGCCUCUUGCUCUCUGAGCAACUGUCUCGUGUGGAUGGAGAGGCACUGGUCAAGCUGAGCGUCGACAGAGUGAACAUGCCUUCACCUCACAGAGCUAUGGCCGCCCUGGGUCUCAUGCUCACCUGCAUGUAUACUGCGGUGCUUCCGUCCGGUUCAGAAGUCACAGGGGUUAGAGGUCAGGUUGACUCUGGCUCUUCUGUAGCGGAGGCGGUGGGGGUCACGGCGGGUCAUGUUGGUUUCUCCUCAGGAAAGGAGAAAGCCAGCCCCGCAGGUCGCCCCACACACUCAGAUCCUCAGGCCCCAGACAGUGAGUCGAUCAUCGUUGCCAUGGAGAGGGUCUCAGUGCUCUUUGACAGGAUCCGAAAAGGUUUGCCCAGUGAAGCCCGGGUAGUGUCUAGGAUUCUGCCACAAUUCCUAGAUGAUUUCUUUCCACCUCAAGAUGUUAUGAACAAGGUCAUUGGGGAGUUCCUCUCCAACCAGCAGCCUUAUCCACAGUUUAUGGCUACAGUCGUAUACAAGGUUUUCCAGACACUCCACGCUACAGGCCAAUCAUCGAUGGUGCGAGACUGGGUGCUGCUUUCCUUGUCAAACUUCACACAGAGAACACCGGUGGCUAUGGCUAUGUGGAGCCUCUCCUGCUUCUUUGUCUCUGCUUCCACCUCACAGUGGAUUUCAGCCUUACUUCCUCACGUCAUCAGCAGAAUGGGUUCCAGUGAAGUGGUAGAUGUCAACCUGUUCUGCUUGGUGGCCAUGGACUUCUACCGGCACCAAAUUGAUGAGGAGCUGGAUCGCAGGGCCUUCCAGUCGGUCUUUGAGACAGUGGCGACCCCUGGAAGUCCCUAUCACCAGCUGCUGGGAUCGCUGCAAGCAAUCCACCAGGAUACCUCUCUUUGACCCGGAUUGGGCUUUGAGGAAAAAGAGUCGAGAAAAGCAGGCUUCUGGCAGAAAUCUGGUUGAGCCACUGACAGGCUGAGAUGGAACGAACAAUCAUGUGUAAGCUCAAACUGCUUCUCUUGACAGUGACAUUUAAAGUAUCUACUAGUAUAUUGAUAAUGAGGCAAGAUAUUAAAAGUCAGUGAAUAAGGCACGUCAUCUCUGCCAACAAAUUGAUUUAGCUUGCAAUUCUGUUCUUGACAGGCCCAACUAUCUAGCACCUUGAUUCAAGAGAGAUGAUUCUAUUUUUUCUUUACACUUUAAUGUUGUCAUAUGACGAAAUCAUGAAAAGGACCAUCUAUUUACUGUAUUUUAAAUACCAUUGGGUCUAUUUUCGCGUUUCAUGAAAAAGUGGUUAUGGCGAAAUUUUGUCUUUAAAACCUUUUUAAAAGAUGGUUGUUAACCCGUCUGUUCAGUUUACAUACUGUAGAACACAGUUCAAAAUCAAAGUGGGUGGGAAAAGGAUCAUUUAGCUAUCAUGCUCAUUAAGGGGAGAAAAAUUCCAUGUCAAGUUGUCAGUGAGACAAAAUUGUUUUUGCCAUUAUUUUUGAAACUUUAGAAAAUUAUCAUUUUAUGAUACUGUACAUUUGUUAAUGACUUAUAUCGUAUUUUGAUGGUCCCCACCCAUGGAAAAAAAAAGAUUCCGUGUGCCCUUCUUUAUAACACUCAGGAUGUAAAUUGUGAUUGUUUAAAUAAGACUGGAAAUGUCAUCUUUAAAUGUUGUUGCCCUUGUAUCUUGUAAAAAGUACCGUAAAUAUGAAAGCCAUUGUGCAUGAUUUAAUUGUACAAAGAUACAGAGUUUUUAAAGUAACUAUGUUGUGAUAUGUGGGUUUUUUGUUUUUCCUUUUUAAAUGCAAAUGAUCAAAAUCUAAAAGAUAUGUGACUAUAGAAUGCACCAAGUUCGAUGUUCCAAUGAAGAGUUGCUCGGCAUUAUGCUGGGCUUUCAUAUUGUGUACAUACACUUGCCUUAGAUAAAUAUUCUGUCCUGUGCACUCAACGCUUGAAAGCAUGCUUAUCAGUUACCUUCUUGCAUUAUGGCCCAUAGUCAAUUUCUAUGGCUACGGUUGCCACCACUGUUGUGUGACAAAGGAUGUAACGCACUCCAAAGGCAGCCUUGUAACCACGGUGACAAGCCGCAGCGCUGACAAAUCAAAGAAUUGUAGAUAAUAGCUCAGCGUAGCGGGUAUAAAGUAGUUUCCCUUUUUUGUUUUAAGCUUUAAAUAGUUUAUGUAAAAAAAAAAAAAAAAGAUUUUAUGAUUGCAAUAUAUGAAUCUACCUAGCUCGUCUUCUUGAUGUUUGGCAAAUUCUGCAACAGUAAUAAACAUCUAAAUUGUAUGCUGAAUUAUGUCAUGUAC